AUGAAAAAGCAGUGCCGACUGCAAACUGUCUACGGCGGCGGCGUGAUGGGGUACCGGCACGUUGCGCGAACUCACAAGGAUUCAAUCUACACUGGCCUUGUACCGUCCUCGCGGUCGACAAAGCAGCAACUCGCCGCUGCCGACGAGAAGCUGUACAAGCGACUGACUGCGUCGUACACCAACAACGGCAGCACCAACAGUGCCUUACAGCACCGCUCUGCCACCAGCGUCUCUUCAGGUGUUGCGUCGAGGAAGACGCGCAGUGGCAACUCGACGUAUUUGCCCACCUACGGGGACGCGCGUCAGCGAUGCACCGUAGAGGACCUCGAUGAUGACGUUGCGGCCGCCGCCGCUUCAGAGGGCACCGCUGUGGGCUUGCGAGAGUCUUCCGCUGUUCUGCUACAAACUCUCGACACUCUGCAGACAUUCACCCCGAAGAAGGACAACGGCCACUGCAAUGGAGAAAGCGAUGAUUCUCAAAACCGAAACGGUGAUACCAGCUACCCUACCACUGCGGCAGCAGCUGUCGUGGCGGCGCCGUUGCCAAUGCCAGAGACUAGAGGUCCUCCCUCUCGCCAGAAGUCUGCAGGUGAUCCUUCUUCGGCGCCCAGCUCUUGCCCUACGCGCAUCACAGCCGGCAAGCCGUUAGCCAAAGGCGGAAACGCCAACGCUCAGUGCCUGCGCAAGGCUUCGUCCUUUCGACACCAGCGUAGCAGCCGCCCCAGUCGCUCCGAGAGCAGGCCGGGCAGCUCGGUCAUAUAUGUUGGUGACUUAGCUGAAGUUGAACAGCGGCACCGGCCCAUCCGUCGUCUGAGCUCCUCACAGAACCUGCCCGUCACCUGGAUUUGCCCACCGACGCGCGGGCAGCGGCAGCGGUCAGGUCGAGUGCGCUCCGCCAAAGGAAACUCGAGGCCACAGUCAUUCCGCGCUCCGCUAACGGGGUCACCUGCGGCGCAGGCACGUGCGCCGCUAACACCUUACCGUCCCUCAUCAACAACGACGCCACACAAGAGGCAGAAUACCGCACAAGCCCGCUCGUCGAACAAUGAAGCUUCAUUGAGCUUUGCUCACGCAGGAGAAAAAACAAACGACGAGCGACGCGCACUGCAGUACCGGCUCCAUAACUCCCGUGCCUCUUUCUCGUGCGAAAGCGAACCGGCAAUGCCACAAGUGGUAGCGGGGCAUCUUUCGGGUGGUGUACCAGGCCACGGCCAUGGCAACAAGGACAGCCAUCAGCUCCCAUCCCAUGGGAGCACUGCUCAGCUGCCAGAGCUGCCAACGCAACACCCCCCCUCGACGCCAUCUCAACACGCGGCGCUCAGUGCCGUCCCACCAACCCUUGACGAGGUGCUUCAGCGACGUCGUGUUGGAGUCAAGGCGCAGCCCAGAGACCCCUCAGCUGCGGUACCACAUUCUCCACAUGCCGCCUACUCCCGCAGCGGCGACGGAUGGUCCGCCGCACCGAGGCUUUUUCAUCAGCCUUCCGGGUCAGCUCUCUACACGUCGGGUCAACAUCCGUACUAUGUACCUAAGCAGCGACAACAACGCCUUGGGCCCAACGGACACACCUAUGGCGUUGCGCACUACGACGGAGAUCAGCCCCACCCUGCAACAGAUGUACCUAAUGAUUACAAGAAUAAUAGCGGUGGUGGUGAGGGUUUCCUUCCAGCGUUGCGACAGGCAGAGCCGUCGUACAUGCGGCCCGCCGGCGGCCCCACAGCAAGACGGUGGCGGGCACCGGUGCCACCGGCCGAGCGUCAUGCCUUUGUGGAGUUGUUUGACCCACUGGUCGGCGGCAGCGUCAGUCCCACUCUUCCUCACCAGCCUAAACGACCUCAGCAGCAGUCGCAGCGCCAUCCGCAGCAGCCGACUGUCGAGCUAUUUCGAAGCAGCCAUCGACGUCGAAGGGACUUUGCCGAAGUCAAGGCGGCUCCUGCGUGGCCGAACGCAUCUCCUAUACCGGAGAUGAGCCCACAAAUGCUGCCACAGCGGCAGGCAAAGGCAGACGUGGCAAGUAGCGAGCCCGAAGACAUGGUGCGGCCGGACCUGGAUGGAAACGGCGUGUGGGCUGCGUCGCAUGGCUACCCAGCUGUGGCUCCUCCGCGAACGACUGCUGCCGCUGGAAAUGACGCCUGCGCCACCAGAGCUCAGAAGCGCCAGCGCAACAUCCGAAAGGCGGCGGAGCGGAAUAAGCGACUGUACCAUACGUUUGCGCCAUACAUGGCUAGCCUGCGAACCGUCCCCGGAGCCGGCGGGCGAGUCCGCGCGGUACAGCCCAAGACAAAGAAAAGCAGCCGCUUACAGCAGCACCGCGGCAACGGCAGCGUACGAAGUCAUCGGCAGCCGGUAGACUACGCUUCGUUGGCGGUGGCGCGUGACUCGCUAGAUCAUCUGCUGAGUCGCCAUGGCUUCUGGGGUGAGGCAAUGACGAGGUGCUAG
Leishmania braziliensis MHOM/BR/75/M2904 is the source of this 2439-nucleotide messenger RNA. RefSeq lists its product as hypothetical. Lineage: Eukaryota; Euglenozoa; Kinetoplastea; Trypanosomatida; Trypanosomatidae. The record is from RefSeq and is a predicted model, not a curated record. Bases 1 to 2439 code for a protein of 812 amino acids. The transcript has a single exon.